AUGUAUAAUGCUCCCAAACCUGUCCAAUGGUUGUUGCGCAAACUGCCUAUGGAAAGACGGUCAAAGGGCGUGCAGCAUCACCAUUGCUAUUCUACGAAAGUCCGGCCUAGGAGCCACCCGAAAGUCAAUCCCGGCAAGGUGGUUCUCCAAGGAAAGGUGACCAAGCUGAAACAAGAAGUAAGGUAUUUUGAUCAGACCUUCAAAGUAAUCCGGACUGCCAUGCUCGAUUUUCUCAAUGGAAACCCCAAUAAAACACAACAAUUUCAAAUCAAUGGUGGGUUGAUCUCUCUGAAAUCCCAUGUUGAUGGAGUGUUGGAAGCCAUGGAGCGUGUUUCUUUGAAGGAAGAAAACGCAGGAGACGACAAGAAAGAUGAUGAGGAAGACAACAAGGUGGAUGAAGAGUCAGAUGAAGAGUCAGAUGAAGAGUUAGAGGAAAAGCUAGAGAAGAAGUCAGAGGCAGAGGAGGUGGAAGAAGAUGAAGAAGACGAGGAGGAAGACGAGGAGGGAGACGAUUGA
Messenger RNA from Penicillium verrucosum, 516 nucleotides. RefSeq lists its product as uncharacterized. Bases 1 to 516 code for a protein of 171 amino acids. The record is from RefSeq and is a predicted model, not a curated record. The transcript is spliced from 2 exons. NCBI's taxonomy places the organism in Eukaryota, Fungi, Ascomycota, Eurotiomycetes, Eurotiales, Aspergillaceae.